GUACGGUUACAGAAACCAUAAAAUCCAACGAAAGGAAUGUAAACUAGAAUGAAUAUCCUUGUUUUCUGGUCCUCAGAAUUUCAGGCCUCGCACCCAAGAAAUGGACGGUGCUGAGAUUCCCGAAGCCUUCCAUGAAUGGCAGCAAAUCCCGUCCCCACUUCCCCAAAACACUCCCACAGAGCACCAAUUCGGUUUGGGAUGGGAGAGUGAGACGGCGCUGGCGGUUGUCGGAGACAACUACCUCAACCCCAACGAUGACGGCUCCAUCUUCCCUCCUCCGGACCUUCAAUCCCCAGAAGACCCAAACUCUGAAGGUGAUGAUGAGGAGGAAAAUCGAAGGCCCCUGGUGGGAUAUGAUCAGAUAGGGAGGCGUUGUAGGGUGCGGUUUGAAAUUCUGAGGGCCGCGGUCUUCCGGGUGGCCUCUAGAGUUCGUAACACUGCGGUGUGCGCCGGGGGGUUUUGGUCGAUUGCAUCCGUGACCGGAGUCGUUGCGGCGGUGUUGCUGUCAUUCUUGUACGUAAGGGUGCGGCGGUGGCGUCAAAAAGUCCACCAACAGAGCAAGGAUCGUUUUGUUUUUCUCAUCAGAGAAAAAGACGAGAAGAUCAACCAGCUCUUGCUCCACAUUGCACAAAUGAAUGAAGUAGUAUCAGCACGCCGCAGGGUUCCUGUGCUCAGAAUUGGUUGAUUGAUCGUGCAAAGUCAGCCAACCAGAUGUUGAUUUAGGAUCUGUCUCUCGCCUGUGCAUUAUGUGAUGAAGUCGGCAUCUUCUUGUGCAUCAGAAAAUGGAAAGAGAUACAUGCGUUUAGUUGCUUAGGUGCUUCUAUAUCAUACCAAAUUCUUCAUAUUGUAUUAAGCACAUUUUAUCUCUCUAUCUGAGUAGUUGUGUUCUUGUGAUUAUACUAAUGGCCUAAGCUAGCAAUACCAUGAAUUCCUUCUCAGUUA
Corylus avellana is the source of this 942-nucleotide messenger RNA. RefSeq lists its product as uncharacterized. Lineage: Eukaryota; Viridiplantae; Streptophyta; Magnoliopsida; Fagales; Betulaceae. The record is from RefSeq and is a predicted model, not a curated record.